Messenger RNA from Macrobrachium nipponense, 1444 nucleotides. RefSeq lists its product as uncharacterized. The record is from RefSeq and is a predicted model, not a curated record. The transcript has 2 exons. The coding region runs from base 131 to 634 and encodes 167 amino acids. Lineage: Eukaryota; Metazoa; Arthropoda; Malacostraca; Decapoda; Palaemonidae.
GUCCAAAGAAAAUCUGGAACUCUAAAGUCGACUUUUCAGCGGGAAUUACAGAAAAAUCCAAAGCACAUCAAGUGGGUCAGCUGGUUCCGUGGAGCCGAAAUGGGAGUAUUUCAAGAGCUGCUGCUCCUUUAUGAUACCAGUGAACAGUUGCACUCCCAGAAGGACAUCAUUUGAUACCUCUGAACCACAGGAACCAGAGACUAUAGUGCUUUCCAUAUCAAGUGAAAACUAUGAAGAGGGAACAUCCAAUAGUAAUUGGGGUGAGAGUGAUGGUGCACAACCACAAGUAUGCAACAUCCCAGACCUAACGCAUAGUGACAAUUAUUUUGAUGGAACCCAUGCAUCUACUCCAUCCUCCUCCUCUUCCAUUUUCCAGAGAUCAGAUACAAGGGUAAAAAAGAGGAGGAAAUUACAAUGCUCAGCAGAAGGUGAACGUUUUGACAAUAUUUUGGAUAAAGUUGAUUCUAUACUGAAUCAACCAGAUCCAUCAUGUGAUCCUUUUAUUAAAGCAGCCACAAAUGCUAUAGCAGGUUUCAUGGCCCCCUUGUCUAAAAAAGAUAAGAAAGCUGUGUACUUAAGGAUUAUUAAAGUUUUGCAAGAAUAUCCUAUUGAUUUUGAUAAUUUAGAUGAUUAGUUUUUUGUCUUGUUAGUUUUGUAUUAAUAGUCCUAAUAAUUUAAAAAUUAUGUAUAGUUUUGUUUAAAGAUUCUAUCAACUUACACCUCUUUUAAUUAUGAAGUAUUAAAAUAACACAAUGCAUUGAACAGUAGAAUAGUUAAACUUUAGUUAUAUUGUUUGGUCUUUUUGUUUUCUUUUAACUUUUGCAAAUAACUGUAGCCUCAGAUGAAGGCAUUUAUAUUGGUUGUUCUGUGAUAGUAGUGACACACUUAUUUGAGACUAAAAUUCUCUGUGUAUAAUUAACUUGUUUUAACAGUACUGCAAUAUUACUACACAAUAAUGAACUGUCCAAAAGUCUAAAAUAAGAUUUCAAAGCAAAAAAUUUAUUUUUAUUUUUGUGUCAGUCUUCCUGCAUUUUGUUCUCUCGCUGCUUGCAAUAUUUCACUACCAUUCUUAAAUUUAACAUCCAGAUAUAUUUCAAAUAAACUUUUUCAGUACUAAGAUAUAUAUAUUUUUCUCAAAUAAGCCAAAUUAUAUACAGUUUUGUUUGAAGAUUCUAUCAACAUACACCUCUUUUAAUUAUGUAGUAUUAAAAUAACAAUGCAUUGAACAGUAGAAUAGGAAAACUUUAGUUAUAAUGUUUGGUCUUUUUGUUUUCUUUUAAUUUUUGCAAAUAACUGUAGCCUUUUAUAUUGGUUGUUCUGUGAUAGUUGUGACACUUAUUUGAAACUCUAAAUUUCAUGCAUGACACUUACCUGGCAGGUAUAUAUAUAUAGCUGUAUUUUCUGAAGUCCGACAGAAUUUAAAAAACUUCCGACACACGCAGUG